Molecule: messenger RNA, 1504 nt
Organism: Melospiza georgiana
Lineage: Eukaryota; Metazoa; Chordata; Aves; Passeriformes; Passerellidae
Gene: PPIL4
Product: peptidylprolyl isomerase like 4
Exons: 13
Coding region: 13-1446 (477 amino acids)
Biological process (GO): protein peptidyl-prolyl isomerization
Cellular component (GO): nucleus
Molecular function (GO): RNA binding; peptidyl-prolyl cis-trans isomerase activity
Source: RefSeq, a predicted model, not a curated record
UCGUGCGCGGCCAUGGCGGUGCUCCUGGAGACCACGGUGGGCGACCUGGUCAUCGACCUGUACACGGAGGAGCGUCCCCGCGCUUGUCUGAAUUUCCUGAAGCUCUGCAAAGUCAAAUACUACAAUUAUUGUCUUAUUUAUAAUGUACAGAGGGAUUUUAUUAUACAAACUGGUGACCCCAUGGGAACUGGUCGUGGAGGGGAAUCCAUAUUUUGUCAGCUGUAUGGUGAUCAAGCCAGAUUUUUUGAGGCAGAAAAGGUGCCGAGAAUCAAGCACAAGAAGAAGGGAACUGUGUCCAUGGUGAACAAUGGCAGUGAUCAGCAUGGAUCACAGUUCCUCAUUACCACAGGGGAAAACCUGGAUUACCUUGAUGGUGUGCAUACAGUAUUUGGAGAAGUGACAGAAGGCAUGGAUGUGUUGAAAUCAAUUAAUGAAACCUUUGUAGAUAAGGAUUUUAUCCCAUAUCAAGAUAUCAGGAUAAAUCAUACAGUAAUUUUAGAUGAUCCCUUUGAUGACCCACCUGGGCUGUGUGUUCCUGAUCGCUCACCAGAACCUACAAAGGAGCAGCUCGAUAGUGGCAGAAUAGGAGCAGAUGAAGAAAUUGAUGACAUGAAAGGACGGACUGCAGAUGAAAUAGAAGAAGUUCAGGCAGAAAAAGAAGCAAAAACUCGUGCAAUUCUUUUGGAAAUGGUGGGAGACUUGCCAGAUGCAGACAUCAAGCCGCCAGAAAAUGUGCUUUUUGUUUGUAAACUGAAUCCUGUGACCACAGGUGAAGACCUGGAGAUAAUAUUUUCACGAUUUGGUCCCAUUAAAAGUUGUGAAGUGAUCCGAGACUGGAAGACUGGUGAAUCUCUUUGUUAUGCUUUCAUUGAGUUUGAAAAGGAGGAAGACUGUGAGAAAGCCUACUUCAAAAUGGACAAUGUGCUGAUAGAUGACAGACGGAUACAUGUGGAUUUUAGCCAGUCUGUUGCAAAGAUUAAAUGGAAGGGAAAAGGUGGGCGGUAUACCAAAGAAGAUUUCAAGGACUAUGAGAAGGACCGUGACAAACCUUCGAAAUUUGCUCUGAAAGAAAAGGUUAAACCAAAGCAAGAUGCCAAGUAUGACCUUGUGCUGGAUGAGGAUGUAGAAGAGUCUCACACAAGUCAGUCACACUUGGCUAAAAAACAGAAAAAGAAAAAGCACCACCACUCUGAAGAUGAAGAUGAUGACAAGAGGACCAAAAAAUCUAAGGACUCUGAGAGGAAGCACGAAGAGCGCUGCAGGGAGAGGACCAAGGGUGAGAAGAGGGACAGGCACCGGAGCCGCAGCCGCUCUCAGGACAGAGAUUACAGCAGGCAAAAAGACAAAUACAGAGAAGACAGCCGAGUGAGAGACUGGGAUAAAAAAACAGACAGAAGCAGAAGUCCUAAGAAAUCAAAAGACAAAGAGAGGUCCAAGUACAGAUGAAGGACAAGGAAAAUAUGGAAGGGAACUAAAAUAAUAAAUUCAACUUUUUUCUUUUGUG